AUGAGUCAACAAUCACAAUGGCAAAUACACAAUUCACAACCAAUAGCUGGUGGUGUGAAAAUGUUUGAUCCAUCACAGUUUGCUGGAACAAGUCAAGCUUCAAAUGUUAAUCAGCAGAAUUAUUCUCAACAUUCUGCAGCUUCUCCACAAACAUCAGCAUAUGAGCCUUAUUCUACUGCUCAAACCUUUCCUGAUUCAACACAAAAUCAACAAGUUCAAAAUAAUUCUUGGACAAGCUGGGGAUCAUGGGGAGAAGGGAACAGUGUAACAGGAAAUCAGUCCUACAGUGCACAUAGCCGAGGAGAAGCUAGUGCAGUUCAUACCUCACAAGCUCAACAGGACUACAGCCAAAGCUAUUGGGAUCCUAAUACACAACAACAGAUACAGCAUGGACAGAAUUUCCAAACUGAUGAUGGCCAACAACAGAAUCAUCAUCAUCAGCAGUAUCAACACCAACAACAAACUGAUCAACAAUAUAGCCAGUAUACUUCCAAGAAUCAAUGGCAAGGAUACCCCCAAAACCAAAACAUGAUACAGACAUCACAGCAUAACUUAUACAAUGAUCAUCAGUAUCAACAAAAUACAACACAGAUGAGUGUAGGAUUAGAACAGUCAGGUGAUCAACAACAGAAUCCACAUCCUGAUCAGUAUAAUUCUUAUUUAGGUGAUUCUUUUCAACCCUCAAACUUUCCACCACAAACAGUGUCACCAAACAGUACUGGUAAUACUGGACAAGGAAGUGAACAUGUUGACAAUAACAGUUUUGAAGAAGAAAACAGGAACAGUGCUUAUAAUAAUUUUAAUAAUAGUGAUCUAUCAAAUAGUACUAAUGUCCCAUUUCAGUCUACUAAUGUGACUGCCAAUCAGUUUUUAAAUACUAAUAACAUUAUUCAUAGGACUGAUUCUGCUAUUAGUAAUGCUAGUUUAUGUACCGAAGGUUCUGCGAACACAAGUUUAGACCAAGAUCAGAUCUUACAACAAAUGUCUGGACAAUUGCAAAAUGUAUCAUUGGAGCCUUUACCAGAAGUGACUUCUAAUCAGCCUUCCCAAACUGUUGUGCCAGACCAAACAUCUGUUGAGGAUGUCAAAUUAGAGGAAGAUCAACAGAGCCCACUCAAUGACUGGGAAUUUGUGAACUCAAUUCCUUCAUCAUCAUCCCAACACAGUCGACAAAGUUCCUUAGAGAAUAGUUCUAAUAUAUUAACUAGUCAACCUAGCCCUCAACCAUUUUCUGACAUACAUCAUACUGAAAAUAAGUCUGAAUCUUAUGUUGUAACCUCAAUAGCUUCUUUAAGUGGAGGUAAUGAGACACAACAUUCAACAGUACCAAUAGACCCUUUUAAUGUAAACAUUUCUGCAUCCUUUAACACAGAGACAAGUAAUUCUGCUUUUUCCUCAAGUGUGAAUCCUUCAAGUAGCAGUUUUACAACAUCAGAACCAUCAUCCCUUGGAACAUCUUUUACCAACCCACAGACUUCUGAUUUCUCUCCCCCAAAGGCGCCACCAAAGACCCUCGAGACAUCGCCAGCUGCUUCAAACCCUUUCCGUAAACCCAGUCCUCAACCUACUAAACCUGAUGCAGAAAAGAGAAAUAGUCCAUUGAUUCCAACACCCAUAUUUCAUCCUUUGAUUCUCAGCCAAGAUUCAACCAAAGAUACAAAUGAGGAUGAUCUCCAAGAACAGUCUGUCUCUAAAAUCCCCUUUUCAGGGCAAGAAAGCACCAAAACAGAAAAUAAAGCAGAAGAGCCAAAAAGUGACAAGACAUUAAAAAGCCCUGCUAAAGGCCAGUCAGUUCCUGGGGACCAAAAAAGGGAAGAUAUUGGCUCAAGUAAAGAUUCUUCAAAGCCGCCAAUCCCAAAAGAUACUCCACAGAAUUCACCAAGGAAACAUAACUCUGCUUUCAAACCUGUACAUCGUGCCAAACACAACAUGUCCCCAGCUACAUCCUUAUGGGAUGAUUACUCUCCACCCAAAAUAACAGGUGUUAUACUGGCUCCAGCUGCACCAUCAGUAACUGAAGCUUCACCAGUAUCUAAAAGCAGAUCAUCUUCCCCUGUUAGAUCGUCAGCCAGAGAGUCUAAGAAAAGAGAUGGUGAGGGCAAAGGCAGUGACAGUGAAGGAUAUUCAGAUAAUUCUAGAAGUAGAUAUAGAGAUAGAAGGCUUGGCAGUUGGAAGAAGGAUGAUGACAAUAGAUCUUUGGAUUCAUUGGAUGAAGUCAACUCUAAGUUGGAUGCUUAUAGGGAGCGUAGGUAUCGAGAGAAAUAUGCAGGUAGACACUCAUACUAUGAUGAAAGAGACAGACCCAUGAGUAGAAGUGACUACAGAGAAGAUUAUAGAGCAAGAUAUAGGGAUGAUCCCUAUUAUAGAUCCUAUGCUGAUAAAGAUUAUUAUGGUAAUGAAAAAUAUGAUAGACCUAGAUCCAGAAAUACUGAGUCUCAAGAGAGAGAAAUAAGUGAAACAGAUCACCAGAGAUCUAGAACUGAUUAUGAUAGAGAUUCCAGAGAUUAUUAUAGAGACAGAUAUAGGGGUUAUCAAUAUGAUGCCCGAAGAAGGCAUGAUGAUAGAUAUAGUUAUGAUGAUUAUUUAUAUACACAAGCUUAUUAUGAUGAAUAUUAUGGUAAUCAAGGCUAUGGCGCUCGGUACAAUGAUUAUUAUCGCAGUCAAUACACAGUAGGAGAUAACUAUAGUCAUGUUUCUAACUCUCCUCGAGCUCAAACUCCAGCCUUAGAUGAAACUGAACCAAGUUAUGAUAGUCAAGGACGGUUAUCAAGACCUAGUAGUAGACAAGAUUAUGGCGAAUCAUCUUAUAAACAGGAUCAUUAUGAUCCAAGAUAUAGUCAAUAUUAUGAUCAUUAUGGUUAUGAUCCUUAUUAUCAAGGUUAUGCUUAUGAUCCUUAUGCCAACUAUCACGAUACAUCAUAUUCAAGACUUACACCACCCAAGUAUUCUAUACCACAUAUGAAAGCAUGUUUUGGACCUAAUGGUCAGUUAAUAAAAGUUCUACCUAAUAGACCAGCUGAUGGUCAACCAGCUGUAGUAGAAGUACAGGAAGUAGAGUCUGUAUUAGCUGAUACUACUGGUGCUGAAGAGGUUAAAGAAUUCCCUGGACCUUUAAUAAGAGGUGACACUCAUAAGAAUGAUAUAUUGUUAUUUUGCCAAAGAAAAGCUAAGAAAUGUGCUGAAGAAAUCAAUAUGAUGGACAGAGAAUCAGCAGAAUUAAUCUGGAAACUUCUAGAAUUGUUGAUAAAACAAAAUGGAACUGUGAUAGGUACCGAUAUAGCUGAUUUAUUAUUAGAAGGUCAUGAACCAACUACUAAAGAGUAUAGUAUGGGUGGUAUGAAGAUAGCUAGUAGUUUAGAGAACAUCCAACUGGCUGAAGAUACCGAUCUUAAAACUACCGUAGAUAAAACUACUAUAAAUAAUAAAACUAGAGAUGACUUAAUAGAUAGAUUUAGACAUCUAUUGUUAUAUGGUCGUAAAAAGGUACCAGUACCUUAUCAGAUAACUGUCAAUAUAUUACAGGAUGCCUUAGAGUGGGCUAUGAAGAAUAGUAUAUGGGGACAUGCAUUGUUUCUAGCUAGUAAAAUGGAUACAAGAACACAUGCUAAUGUGAUGACUAAAUUUGCUAAUAGUGCUAUGAAAAUGAAUGAUCCAUUACAAAGUUUAUAUCAAUUGAUGUCAGGGAGACAACCUGCCGCAGUCACUCCCCACUUUUCUAAAUAUGUAGAAUGUGUUGCUGUAAUCUGUGGUCCAUUGAGUGUUUCUGUUAGUCAAUGUAUGUGUAUGUCUGAUGAAAGAUGGGGAGAUUGGAGACCACAUUUAGCUAUGAUCUUAUCAAAUCAUACUUCUAAAUCAGAUAUUGAUAGAAAAUCUAUUACUACAUUAGGAGAUACAUUGGCUGCUAAAGGAUGUCUACAUGCCAGUCAUUUCUGUUAUUUAAUGGCUCAAGUCAAUUUUGGUGUUUUUACAAAGAAAACAUCUAAAAUAGUUUUAAUAGGCUCAAGUCAUAAUUUAUCACUAGAUGAGUUUGCUACUAAUGAGGCUAUACAAUGUACAGAGAUCUAUGAGUAUGCUAUGUCAUUAGGAAAUACUUCAUUUGUCUUACCACACCUACAGGUAUUUAAGUUUAUCUAUGCAUGUCGACUUGCUGAAUAUGGUUUAUCAGAAGAGACAUUACGUUAUUGUGAAGUUAUUAGUCAAAAUAUACAGCGGUCACCAGUUUACUAUCAACCUUCAUUUGUUAAAUCAUUAUAUGAGUUGUCUAAUAGACUAAAAUAUCAUGAUCCAGCUAGACAACAUGAAGGUGAUGAUGCUGAGGAUGCUAUCUGGUUACAACAUUUAUCUGUCGUUUGUCAUGGUUAUGAUGAUGGAAGUAUACAACCUAUAUCAGGUACUGCUACACCAGCUGGUUAUCCUGGCACCACAACUAGCAGUGAUAGUGGUGAAGUGGCAGAAUAUACCAGUAAUACUUAUAAUACUAACCAGUACCAGAACUAUCAACAAGACUGUACUUAUACUGACUCUAAUCAACAAUAUGACCAAAGUCAGAAUCAGUACAAUCAAGGUCAAGGCCAGUAUGACCAAGGUCAAGGUUACUAUCAGAAUCAAUACCAACAGACAGGGAGUAAUAAUGUGACAUCAGAAACAACAGACCAACAGACAGAAGGACAGACAACUGACUAUCUACAUCAGCUACAAGCUUACAAUGCUGAGUGGAAUCAAUACACUCAACAGCAAGGUUAUUAUACAGAGAACCAACAGCAGACCACAGAUACUACUAAUAAUCAAUCUGAUACUAGUCAAAAUACUGGUUAUACACAACCACCACAAGGAUAUUAUCAACCAACUGGUAGUGAGAACCAACAGCAAGGAUAUUAUAAUCCUCAACAAGCCAGAAAUAGUAUAUCUUCUACACAGAGUCUACCAAAAGAGGAAGAUGAUGAUGAUGAUGAUGAUGACGAAGAGGAUGAUGAUCAAGCAGAUGGAGGAAAUCAUGCACCUCCUCCAGGAUCAUUUGAUUAUUUUGGUGCUGCCACAUCACAAAAGAUUGUAGCUCCACCAUCUAGAUUCCGUGCAGAUUCUACUAGUUCUACUGGUAUUCCACCGAGACAACGUACCACAUCUGGUAGUAGUACUGGUAGUCUGUCUGCUGCUAAUCCCAAACCUAAAACCAAACAAAAUCAGAAAAAUGAACAGCAGAAAAAUAAUGAGAAAGGUGGUGGAUGGCUCAAUAUGUUUGGUUGGGGAAAAAAUAAACCUAAACAGAAAAAACAUAAAGAAAUUAUAUUACCAGAUGAUAAGAAUCCUAAGAUUGUGUGGGAUCCUGUUAAUAAAAAAUGGACAAAUCAGGGGGGAGAAGAAGAGACGUCCACACCAGCAGCUCCACCUCCUAAAGAUAUAGAUUUAAUGGGUAAAAGUAGUGGUAUGAAUGGCUCUGCACCACCAAUGAUGUCAGGUGCUAAUGGUACUAACAGAUUUUCUUUAAAAAGUGCUGGUGGUGCUAGAAAUCAGUAUGUUGAUGUACUAAAAUCUGAUUCCUCACCAGUAUCUACUACUAGUUUAUUAAAUACAGCACCUAGUAUAAAUACAAAUACUAAUAUAUAUAAUCCUUCAGCUGGUUCUAGUCAAGUAAAUGAUAAACAAUCUUUAGAUAUCCCACCAUCAUCUCAGAAUAUAUCUAGAUCAAGUUCUAGAAGUUCUCUAUCAAGAGAAGUAGAGGAAUUAACUGAUCUACAGAAGAACCAAUCUAUAAACCAAACAGCAUCUAGUAUGCCAGUUUUAUUUGAUCCUAACCAGUUUCAACAAUCUACUGCCACUACACAACCUAAUACAAGCCAGGGAAUGAAAUAUGGACAACGAAGAAAAUAUCCUAAAUAA
Messenger RNA from Lottia gigantea (owl limpet), 5877 nucleotides. RefSeq lists its product as hypothetical. The record is from RefSeq and is a predicted model, not a curated record. The transcript has 26 exons. Gene Ontology annotation, cellular component: endoplasmic reticulum exit site; ER to Golgi transport vesicle membrane. Gene Ontology annotation, biological process: Golgi organization; autophagy; COPII vesicle coat assembly. Bases 1 to 5877 code for a protein of 1958 amino acids. Lineage: Eukaryota; Metazoa; Mollusca; Gastropoda; Lottiidae.